GUUUGGUAUAAUUUGGGGAUUGCAAGUGGAACCCGCCGCCCUGUGAUCUGCGGGGGGGCUCAUCUGGGCAGGGCCAGUCCCGCCCUUGCUGGUGGCGAGAACCUGGUGCCCACAGACCCUUGAGAAGCUGUGGGGUUGGUAGCAAGCGAAAAAUAUCUUGUCCCUCUAUUUGUAGUCGUUUUGUUGAAUCCCCUAACCAGCUGUCCGUUCACAGCUCUCUGAGCCAGCCAGUUGCCCUGGUGUGGCCCGGUCCAAAGCCUCUGCAGUCAUGUGCCUGUUACAGGCAGAGAGUCUGACGUUCUUGACCAGGUUCACACGGUCCUGAGGCAGGAUCACAGGGGGCUGGGGAGCUUUGCUGGUCCCUUAGCUUUUGCUUGUCUCCGCGGGAUCUAGAGUCGGGGACAGGAGCUCUUGCCUGAGCAGGGCACGGCCAGUGACAGAACGGGUACUCCCGAGCUCUUUAAGUACCUGGCAUCCUGGAAGGUCAUGGGUCAGGAUUUGGGGACCCGGGCUCUCGCCCCGGCCCAGAACUGGCAUGUUGCAGGCUUGCUCCAUUCUUCGUACGGCCAUAAACGGACGGUGGCAGCUGCCCUGGUGACUGGCCUACGCUUCGUCUGGACCCAUAUCGUCCCCCCGGCUGUGGAGUGAGGAGGAGGUCCGCAUGAGCCCCGCGGGAAGGACCCCACCAGCCUGUACUGGGACACGCCAGGUCACGGGCGGGCCCUGACCCGAAGGACCACGGAGCUGGAGGCGGAGGGUGGAGCCGUCGGGACGCCCAGGCCGAUGGGGGAGGCGGCCACGGCCUCGGCGGGACGCGGGCGGAUGACCCGGGGCGUCCGGCAGUGAGGGAGCACGCCCGCUGCGCCACCAUGCCGGCUGGGACGGCACGCCCCUGAGAACGCAGGCAGCCUCCCCCCCGCCCCCCCAGGGGCCGGCACCCAGCCUCCCACCCAGUCCCCCCCCACCCCCAACUCCGGCAGGCCGAGCGGGGGCUCCCGCGGCGGCGGUCCCCAUGGCCGGGUGCCGGUGGGGCGCGCUGUGGGCGUGCGUGGCGGCCGCCACCCUGCUGCACGCGGGCGGGCUGGCCCACGGCGACUGCUGGCUGAUCGAGGGCGACAAGGGCUUCGUGUGGCUGGCCAUCUGCAGCCAGAACCAGCCGCCGUACGAGGCCAUCCCGCAGCAGAUCAACAACACCAUCGUGGACCUGCGGCUGAACGAGAACCGCAUCCGCAGCGUGCAGUACGCCUCGCUGAGCCGCUUCGGCAACCUCACGUACCUCAACCUCACCAAGAACGAGAUCGCCUACAUCGAGGACGGCGCCUUCUCGGGCCAGUUCAACCUGCAGGUGCUGCAGCUCGGCUACAACCGCCUGCGCAACCUGACGGAGGGCGUGCUGCGCGGCCUGGGCAAGCUCGAGUACCUGUACCUGCAGGCCAACCUCAUCGAGGUGGUCACGCCCAGCGCCUUCUGGGAGUGCCCCAACAUCGUCAACCUCGACCUGUCCAUGAACCGCAUCCAGCGGCUCCACGGCGCCACCUUCGCGGGCCUGGCCAAGCUGUCCGUGUGCGAGCUGUACAGCAACCCCUUCUACUGCUCGUGCGAGCUCCUGGGCUUCCUGCGCUGGCUGGCGGCCUUCACCAACGCCACGCACGCCUACGACCGCAUGCAGUGCGAGUCGCCACCGCUCUACUCCGGCUACUUCCUCCUGGGCCGGGGCCGCCACGGCCACCGCAGCAUCCUCGGCAAGCUGCAGUCCGUGUGCACCGACCGCUCCUACGUGGCCGAGCCCCAGCCGCCGCCGCCCGGCCGCUCCCCGCCCCCGCCGCCGCCCCCGCCGCCCCCGGAGCCCAGCGAGGCCCCGUGCGCCGACGACGAGUGCUUCUCCGGCGACGGCACCACGCCGCUGGUGGCCCUGCCCACGCUGGCGCCCCAGGCCGAGGGCCGGCCCCUCAUGAAGGUCAAGCAGCUGACGCAGAACUCGGCCACCAUCACGGUGCAGCUGCCCAGCCCGUUCACCCGCAUGUACACGCUGGAGCACUUCAACAACAGCCGCUCGUCCACCGUGUCCAGGCUGACCAAGCCCCGGGAGGAGAUCCGCCUCACCAACCUGUACACGCUCACCAACUACACCUACUGCGUGGUGUCCACCAGCUCCGGGCUGCACCACAACCACACCUGCCUCACCAUCUGCCUGCCCAGGCCGCCCAGCCCGCCGGGCCCCGUGCCCAGCCCGUCCACGGCCACGCACUACAUCAUGACCAUCCUGGGCUGCCUGUUCGGCAUGGUGCUGGUGCUCGGCGCCGUCUACUACUGCCUGCGCAGGCGGAGGCGGCAGGAGGAGAAGCACAAGAAGGCGGCCGCGGCCGGCGGCCUCAAGAAGACCAUCAUCGAGCUCAAGUACGGGCCCGAGAUGGAGGCGCCCGGCCUGGCCCCGCUGUCCCAGGGCCCGCUGCUGGGCCCCGAGGCCGUGACCCGCAUCCCCUACCUGCCGGCGGCCGCCAGCGAGGUGGAGCAGUACGAGCUGGCGGAGGGCGGCGGCACGCCCAAGGCCGGCAAGGGCAACUACAUGGAGGUGCGCGCGGGCGAGCAGGCCGAGCGCAGGGACGGCGAGCUGGGCCGGCCCGGCCCCGACAGCCAGAGCUCCGUGGCCGAGAUCUCCACCAUCGCCAAGGAGGUGGACAAGGUCAACCAGAUCAUCAACAACUGCAUCGACGCGCUCAAGUCCGAGGCCACCUCCUUCCAGGGCGGCAAGUCCGGGGCCGCGUCCGCCGCCGAGCCGCAGCUGAUGCUGCUGUCCGAGCCCCUGGCCGCCAAGCACGGCUUCCUGUCCCCCGUCUACAAGGACGCCUUCGGCCACGGCCUGCAGCGGCACCACAGCGUGGAGGCGGCCACCGGGCCCCCGCGCGCCGGCCCCUCGUCCGGCGGCUCCGCGCGCAGCCCGCGGGCCUUCCGCGCCGAGGCCCCCGGCGGGCACAAGGCCGCGGCCGCCGAGGCCAAGUACAUCGAGAAGAGCUCCCCCGCGCCCGACACCAUCCUCACUGUGACGCCCGCGGCCGCCGUGCUGCGGGCCGAGGCCGAGAAGGGCCGCCACUACGGCGAGCACCGGCACUCGUACCCCGGCUCCCACCCCGCCGAGCCGCCCGCGCCCCCCGCGCCCCCGCCCCACGAGAGCCUGGGCGGCCGCAAGGCGUCCAUCCUGGAGCCGCUGACCCGGCCGCGGCCCCGCGACCUGGCCUACUCGCAGCUGUCCCCGCAGUACCACAACCUGAGCUACUCCUCCAGCCCCGAGUACGCCUGCAGGGCCUCCCAGAGCAUCUGGGAGCGCUUCAGACUCAGCCGCCGGCGCCACAAGGACCACGAGGAGUUCGUGGCGGCCGGCCACGCCCUGCGCAAGAAGGUUCAGUUCGCCAAAGACGAGGAUCUACACGACAUCCUGGACUACUGGAAGGGCGUGUCGGCCCAGCACAAGUCCUGAGCCCGCGGCCGCGCCCGCCCCGCCCCCACCCCGAAACGCGCGACGCCCAGGGGACCAAAAAGGACACAGGACCCACCGCGGCCAUUUGUAACCCAGAGACUGCCACGAAACGCCACACACGCGCGCGCACACACAGACGCACACGAGGGACCUCCGAAAACUGUGUCUGGGCGUGGGGGUGGGGGAGGGGAAUCUUUUUUCAUUAUCUUUCCUCUUGGAUUCUUCUCUGCCGCCUUUAUCUUCCUCUCUGUCUUUAUUUUCUUCCUUUUUUAAGAAAAAAUAAUAAAAGUAAAGUUCUCUUAAAAAGACAUAAAACACCAGACGUGGGGGUGUGGCCGGCGUGGCCUCCCGGCUCCCCCCCCCCCCCCCCCACGAUUGCCUCUGUCUGUGGUUUGCUGUGCAUCUCUCCUCGGUCUGUCUCUUGGCUGCUGACUCCGGAGGCCACCAGAGAGAGGCAGAGCCAACGCAGGCGGCCGGGUGGCCUCCAGGACCCCCGCCCGGAGCCCUGCCGGGGAGGCUGUGGGGAGGGCCUUGCCCCGGGACGGCUGUCGGGGGUGGCUGGAAGGGGCGUGGCCCACGAGCAUGUGCUCCGGCCUGUCCCCCCUGUAUGCUGUCAUCCCGUUGUUCAGAAAAAUAUUUCUAUAUUUGCAAUGUUUGCUGUAAAUCGAGAAAGAGACUAUAUCUACUAAAAAAAAAAAAUUCUACAAAGGGAAAACCCAAAUACUUGUACUGGGUUUUUACUAUGGGACUUAGGGAGGGAUCUGGGUUUUUUUUUUAAUGUUCUAUGUAGGGUGGUUUUAUCGGGUUGGGUUGGGGCUGGGGUUAUUUACAGGUAGGGUCACCACGGAGCCCUCUUCCCGGGACAGCAGGAGCGGGCUGUCGUGAGCAUGGGUGGGGGGCUCACACGAACCCUGGGAGAGGUGAGCAGUCCACCGCGGGCUGGGGGACGUGCAGAGGCGGGUGAACGGUGGCUUGUGUCUGGUGCGUGCACCCGAGUGCGCACAGGCCGCAAGCCGCGUGGGUGUGAGUGGGCAGCCAGGGACGGGGGCCUGUGUGGGUUUGCGGGUGAGUCAGAGUCGAGGCGAGCCAGCCUCGGAGCCCCGCAGCCGGACGCACGGACGGGUACCUUGCUCACCCCGCUGUGCUCCCACAUUCGGAGCCAGGGAGCACUUUGCAUGUGUGAACCACGCGGUUCGCAUUCUCCAGACAAGACUGGGUCCUGACGCCCCGCCCCCAGAAAGCCCCUCCCCGUGGCUGGUGCCAGUAUCCUUACCACCAGGUCGCAGGCUCCCCCUUGCCACAUCUGGGCCCUUGCGCCCAGCACCAGCCGGGGUCCAGCAAAGCCACCUUCUCCCAGGGGAGCCAGGGGGGGGGGGGGCCCGGGGCGCUGCAGGGAAGGGGCGUCUCGCUCUGGCCCCUCCCUCCCUCUCACAGCCCCGGGGCCGGUCCUCCUGCACACGCACGCACGCACGUGUCCCCACCACCGCUGGCCUGCCACCCCAGGCCCUCCUCCCUACGGCCCACACCCUACUCCCGGGGCAAGCCUGUUCCCCGUCUGUAUUUCUGACAAAGACCCAGUAAGACACUGGCGGGGGCGGGGGAGGUGCUGGGACUGGAUCCCAGAGAGCAGAGUGACGGAGGCAGGUUUUCGGGAUCCGGCAGGUCAGCGGGAAAGGACUCAGGGCUGGGCACAGCCCUAAGACCAGUAGCCUCUGCUUGAGCACCUCCAGUGACAGGGAGCUCACCCCUUCCUCAGGAGCUGUUUCCAGCUUUAGGCACCUCCCUGAGACGGCGGGGAAGCCAGUGCCGGCCCCCAGGACCCAGCUGACUCCCAGGCCCCAGCAGCCUCGCAGCGCCGCGCACAGGGCCGGUCUGCCCCCAACUAGUCCUCACCUCUGUGCUCCCCCCCACCAGGCCUCACCUCUGUGCUCCCCCAACUACAUGAAGGUUCUGGGUAGGAGGCUCCGCAUGGGGCAACCUGGGUGGGCUUUGACUGCCCCCCCCCCCGACUGAGCCCCUCCCAAGUCGGUCAUCUCCUUGCUCUCUGCCGUGGGGUCCUGGGAGGACAGCACGGGGGAAGCCUGGUGGCCGGCGAGAGAGGCAGCAGGGGCAGGAAGGGGGGGCACCCAGAGAGGGGACACACUAACACAGGGCAGUCCUGGCCAGGGGACAGAAGUGGGGCCAGGCUCCUCAGCCCGCUGCUCCCUGUCACUGAGGAGAUAAAAUUGGCUAUUUAUAGGAAAUCAGAGGACAACAGACACAGGACAGAGGCGCCUGCCCUGGGUAGGCAGGCCGGGUGUGUGAGAGGGACGCGUCACCGCCAGGGGCGCUGCCACCAAAGCAGGGGUCCAAGGGGAGGGGAGGGACCUGGAGAGGAACACACAAUGGUGGAGGGGGGCGGGGCAUCCCGAGCAGCCAAGAAUGUUCCAGAAGCCCCGACCCUCCCAGGAACAGCCAGGGCUGGACAGAGGCGGCUCCGUGCCUGACGCCAGGCCAGUCCCAAAACGCAGGCGCGUGGCUCACCAUGCCCUCGCUUGAAAGAGGUCACAGCGGAGUUGACGAGGGUAGACGGCGCAGGAGAAGACACAGUGGCUGGGCACCUAGGGUGUGCGGGCGGCACUCUCGCACCAUCGGAGCCGAGACAGAUCCAACACUGCCCCCACCCUUGAGGAGCUCCUGGCCGUCAGGGCACCCAACGCGGAGGCAGGUGGCCCAGCUCAGCCCAGGAGGCCCAAGGGAGGAUGGGGACCCCGCAUGGGAAGAACCUGGAAGGCUGCCUGGAAGGGGUGAUGUUUGGUCUGGAUAAGGGAACCACAGUGAGGAGGGGGUGGAGGCUCCGAAGUCAAGAGGUCAGCAUCCUCGUGGGCUCAGGACUGAGCUCCGAGCCCGGGAUGAAGACGUGCAAGGUAAGCCCUGCCCCGUGGCCGGGGUCGGUGCUCAGCCUCCCGGAGGCGGCCUCGAAGGGUAGUGCCCAUCGGGUGAUGGGGCUCGAAGGCCAAGAGCAGCGGCUCACACCCAGCUUCUGCCCCUCACGACCCCGUGACCAGAGCAAGUAGGUGACCUCUCUGCGUCUCAGCGGGGUGCCGACACUGGGUCACCGGGAAGGUCAAAUGGCACGCGGGGCCAUCGCGCCAUUGGCACGCUAAGGCUGCGUCGCCAACGGCCACGUCGCGCUAUUGCUCACACACCUGGGUGGCCGGCAAGGUGGCUCCGCCGAUCCCGGUCAGCCCACCCGUGCGUCUGGGGGUGGCUGGUGGGGACAGGGUGGCAGGUGAUACGGACACGGGGAGGCGUGAAGAAUUAGGCCCAUCUGAGAAUAGAGGCCAAGUGCACGGCCGCGCGGCACAGAGAGCAGCCCGUCCAGGACAGGUGAUCCUGAGGCUUCAUUCAUUCUUCCCUUCAGUAUGCAAUUACGGAGCACCUACUGUGUACCGACACGCCAGACACAUCGAGACGUGUCCCCUCCUUGGAGAAUGAGUCAUUCGCAGUCUCAACAGGAAAGAGGCAACGCCCCAAAAUAGAGUAAUCCAAGGGGCGUGCCUACAAAGGAGCCAUUUCCAAGAGAGGGUGUAAGGACCCACAAGGGACAGCAAAGCUGGCAACACAUGGUGGCCCCUGGGAUGAGGAGGGGCUGUACGGACACCUGCCAGGGCCUGGAGAGGGGCCUCCAGUAGAGGGACCUCUAGCCUGAGGUGACUCCAUAGGAGGGAGCUGGGGCACGUGUGCCGACCCCACACUCCUCCCUUCCCCUGCGGGGCUCCUCCUUGGCUGAAUGGCCAGAAAACCCGAUGCAGAGAGCCCAGGGACAAAGUCCAUACACGUCAGCCCAUGGAGGGAGCAGGGAAAGGAGGGUAUAGCAGAGACGUGGGGAAGGAGGGGGGCAAAGGGAGAGGUGGCCACUGACCCACCAGUCCAGACGCAGUCCAGUGUGCAGUGAUAAGACGCCAGGGGAGCACAGGGAAGGGGACUAUCAUUGCCCUCGCGAUGGGGGAGACUUCUCAGGAAGGUCAAAACCUCCAAGGACAAACAGAAGGUGGGAGGAAAGGGACCCCGCCCCGAGGGGCAGGUAGGUGCCGCUGGAGGUCAGAAGCUGGGGCAGUGUGGGGCUGGGGGCUGCUGGGACCCAUGAGGGACCAAUGAGGUCAGCUAAGCCAGGCUCUGGUGACCCACCUUACGGCCUUAAAGCGAUUAGAGUCAGGCUGUGGGCAGUGGGGGACCGUUGGUGGCAUUUGAUAGAAUAACAACCUGUGUUGAUCCUUUUCUUAUCUCAAAAGUUAUCCUUUCGUUACAUAAACUUUAGAAAACAGUUCAUCAUAAAGAAGAAAAGAGCAAUCACUCCAUCUCACCACCCCAGGAAAAGCCAUGGUUACCAUUUUGGUAUCUGCCUUUCUAGUCCCUCUUCUCUACAAACGCAGCAGGCUCGGGGUUUAUAGGCUAUCGUCAAUUGUGCAAAGAAUCUCCUUGUUUUCUGUAGCAACGUACCUCCCUCCGGAGCCUCUGUUCUCCCUGCGGGGGUAAAGGAUGUGAUGCAUAGAGAUGGGAGCCAUGACAGACUGUUUGUGGGAUCCAGUGGAGAAGACUGAUGAUGCAUGGGAGGGAGAGGGGGGUCGCCAGAACAUGGUUGGGGAAGAAGGGUUAAGGUUUGUUGCUUGAGGGGGCGGACGGUUUUCGCCAGCACCACGGACAGUUCACCCACCUGCCAGGGAGAGAGGCCAGCGUCUGGGAAUGAGGCGGGUACAGAGGCAAAAUACGGGACUGGGGGUGGGGGGGCUCGAGGGAGUUCUCCUUGAUCACCACACCCUUCUCAGCACCUCUUCUCACCCCACGGCACUGCCUACUCGUUCUACUCUUCGGGAGGUUUUUUGAUUUCCAAUUUUUAAAAUUUGAAAUAAUUAUAGGGUCACAGGAAAUAGUACGUAGCUGCCCAGCUCCCCAAGCUACCCACUCGGUGCUAAGACCUGACUGUAGUACAGCAUCGAGACCAGGAAGAUGUUGUGUCCAUGGGUCCAGGUAUGGUCACCAGGCUACAGACCUCGUUCAGCCCCCACCAGCUUUCACAUGCCCUCGUGCGUGGGUGUGGUCUGUAAAUGUAUCCCAUGGGUGUGGAUCUGUGUUCUCACCACCACAGUCAAGAUACAGAACGACUCCUGCAGCCGUCUCCCGUGCCUCCAACUCUGUCCCUGUCCCCUGGCAACGCUAAUCUGUUCACCUCUGUCACUUUUAGAAUGUUAUGUAAGUGGGAUCAUGCACUAUGUAACCUUUGGAUAUUGGUUCUUUCACUGAGCGAAGGCUUUUGAGAUCCGUCCUGGCUCAUGUAUGUAUUUGUUAUGUUCCUUUUUAUUGCUGAGUAGUAUUCCACUGUAUAGAUGAUCUGCAACAUUUGUUUGACCAUUCACCUACUGAAGGACAUUUGGGUUGUUUCCAAUUUGAGGCUGCUACAAAUAAAGCUGCUGUGAAAAUCUGCA
Leopardus geoffroyi (Geoffroy's cat) is the source of this 8940-nucleotide messenger RNA. It is a transcript of the gene ELFN1, whose product is annotated as extracellular leucine rich repeat and fibronectin type III domain containing 1. The record is from RefSeq and is a predicted model, not a curated record. Gene Ontology annotation, molecular function: protein binding. Bases 1013 to 3475 code for a protein of 820 amino acids. The transcript has 3 exons. Gene Ontology annotation, cellular component: plasma membrane. NCBI's taxonomy places the organism in Eukaryota, Metazoa, Chordata, Mammalia, Carnivora, Felidae.